Messenger RNA from Choloepus didactylus (southern two-toed sloth), 2347 nucleotides. It is a transcript of the gene GCNT3, whose product is annotated as glucosaminyl (N-acetyl) transferase 3, mucin type. Gene Ontology annotation, molecular function: acetylglucosaminyltransferase activity. Lineage: Eukaryota; Metazoa; Chordata; Mammalia; Pilosa; Megalonychidae. The transcript is spliced from 2 exons. The record is from RefSeq and is a predicted model, not a curated record. Gene Ontology annotation, cellular component: membrane. The coding region runs from base 149 to 1471 and encodes 440 amino acids.
UGUUUGGUUUCGUGAAACCCAGUAAGUUCCCCCUUGGAAAUGGAUUCACACCCUGGCAAGAGAUCUUCCCCAAGCAGGAAAGAAGCUAUUAAAGGAUUCCAUUCUCCUCUUCCCUCCCUGUGUCCAGACUCUCCCUGAUCUCCAUUCCAUGAAGAUGAUUUUGUGGAGGAAGAACCCCUGCCUAAAACAUUACCUGUGGGCCCUGGGCUGCUAUAUGCUGCUGGCCAUCGUUGCACUGAGACUUUCUCUCAAACUGAAAUGUCGUUUUCAUCACCUGGAUCUGGAAUCCAAGGACUUUCUAAGCCAGCAUUGUAGGGACAUACUGUACAACUCCCUGAAGUUGCCAGCAAAGAGAUCCAUCAACUGUUCUGGGAUCAUCCGAGGGGACCAGGCAGCAUUGAUCCAGGCUCACCUGGACAACCUGGAGACCAGGAAGAAGCGGGAGCCUUUCUCAGAUGCUGACUACCUCAACCUGACUAGAGACUGUGAGCACUUUAAGGCCGAAAGGAAGUUUAUAAAGUUCCCCCUGAGCAAAGAAGAAUCAGACUUCCCUAUUGCGUACUCUAUGGUGGUCCAUGAGAAGAUUGAAAACUUUGAAAGGCUGCUGCGAGCUGUGUAUGCCCCACAGAACAUAUACUGCAUCCAUGUGGAUGAGAAGUCUCCAGAAACUUUCAAAGAAGCCAUCAAGUCAAUUAUUUCAUGCUUCUCAAAUGUCUUCAUGGCCAGUAAGCUGGUCCGGGUGGUUUAUGCCUCCUGGUCCAGGGUGCAGGCUGACCUCAACUGCAUGGAAGACUUGCUCCAGAGCUCAGUGCCUUGGAAAUAUUUUCUCAAUACAUGUGGGACAGACUUUCCUCUCAAGACCAAUGCCGAGAUGGUUCAGGCCCUCAAGAUGUUGAAUGGGAAGAAUAGUAUGGAGUCAGAGAUACCUUCCGAAUACAAAAAAAAUCGCUGGAAAUAUCACUAUGAGACGACAGAUGCGCUGUACAAGACCAGCAAGCAGAAGGACCCUCCCCCUUAUAAUUUACGUAUGUUCACAGGGAAUGCCUAUAUUGUGGCUUCUCGAAACUUCAUCCAACAUGUCUUGGAGAAUCCCAAAUCCCGACAACUGAUAGAAUGGGUAAAAGAUACCUAUAGCCCCGAUGAGCACCUCUGGGCCACCCUUCAGCGUGCACCAUGGAUGCCUGGCUCUGUUCCUUACCACCCCAAGUAUGACAUCUCAGACCUGGCUGCCAUUGCCAGGCUGGUCAAGUGGCAGGCCCAUGAGGGAAACAUCAGUGAGGGGGCACCAUAUGCACCGUGCACUGGAAUCCACCAGCGGGCUGUCUGCAUUUAUGGGACUGGGGACCUGCACUGGAUGCUUCAGAACCAUCAUCUGUUGGCCAACAAGUUUGACCCAAGGGUGGAUGAUAAUGCUCUCCAGUGCUUAGAAGAAUACUUACGUUAUAAGGCCAUCUACGGGACUGAACUCUGAGACACACUAUGAGAGAAUUGCUACCUGCAGGACAGGAACUUGAGCACACAUGCCCAGAAUUUGCUGGGACAAUGUAGGGGUAGGAGACCGGGGCUCUGGAAUCUGUGGCAAUCUGCAGGGUAAGGGGACUGCUAUUGGAGUGUGGGUAAGUAGAUCUGCUGCCUUGCUAAUUACUGCCCUUCUGUGAAUGCUUACUAAUCUCUUACCCUAUCUCCAAUAGCUCCACUAACUUUCUCACAGAGUGAGAUAGGGAGGGAAGUGUGGCAGAGGACCCUGAAUUUUGGGCAAAUGCUUUUAUGCCAGCUUUUCCACUCUGUGGAGAUGACUUUCCUAUCAAUUCUAGGCUUGAUGGGGGAGGGAGGAGGAGUGCUUCACUAGGGAAGAGCACCCAAAAGAUAGCUUGAUGGAAAGUUGUACUAUCAACUUAAAAAUAAAUAGUUCCUGAUUCAAAGCCCUACCUCUACUCUUUGUCUGAUAACCCAGGGAUAAGAUAAAGAAAUAUAAGAAAAUGUACAAGACCAUUUUCUCAUAACUAUUGGUGACAUUUAAAGUCCCUGGAGGCUGGGAAGAGAAUCCCCGUUAUUCGGAAAUGGUCGUGGCCAGUUCUGUAUGAAGAGAAAAGUCACAAGAAUAUAGAGUAGCUGAUUCUUUUGUUACUUAAAGUCCCCCUCACUUUGUUUACAUUGCCAGAUUCAUGUCUUUUCUGUAAGGGAAAAGGCAGAGUGAAUUAACCAGUUUGACCACCCAUUUCCUUAUGGGAAAAUUACGGCACUAAUUUUGCCAACUUCAUAGCCAAAGCUUAAAAUUCCAUAACAAAGUUAUAAUAAAUUAUAAUUUAUUGUUCAAACUGGACCACAUUUGAGUGUAUGUGGGGGG